Molecule: messenger RNA, 4138 nt
Organism: Branchiostoma floridae (Florida lancelet)
Lineage: Eukaryota; Metazoa; Chordata; Leptocardii; Amphioxiformes; Branchiostomatidae
Product: beta-arrestin-1-like
Exons: 16
Coding region: 94-1344 (416 amino acids)
Biological process (GO): signal transduction; G protein-coupled receptor internalization
Cellular component (GO): cytoplasm
Molecular function (GO): G protein-coupled receptor binding
Source: RefSeq, a predicted model, not a curated record
AUAUCAGGGAGGAUAUUGGGGAUGAUGGGUUGGUAGUACCAUCAGUGUGCCCUCGUAACCGCUGGAGAGAAGACGACAGCUCUCGCAGGGAUCAUGCCGCAGCUACAACACUCGCUCUCCGUAACGGUCUUCAAGAAAUCCAGCCCAAAUGGAAAGAUUACAGUGUACCUGGGGAAAAGAGACUUUGUCGACCACCUAACACAUGUGGACCCAGUAGAUGGCGUCAUUCUGGUGGACAAAGAAUACCUGAAAGACAGAAAAGUGUUUUCGCACAUUCUAGCAGCAUUCCGAUAUGGGCGGGAGGACCUGGACGUGUUGGGGCUGACGUUCAGAAAGGACCUGUACAUCGCCUCUGCCCAGGUCUACCCACCGGUGCAAGAAACACAGAAGCCUCUAACCAGACUGCAGGAGAGGCUCAUCAAAAAACUGGGACAGAAUGCCUAUCCUUUCUUCUUUGAGAUGCCCAAAAAUGCACCAUCAUCGGUGACGCUGCAGCCCGCCCCAGGGGACACUGGGAAGGAAACACCAUGUGGUGUGGACUACGAACUGAAGGCAUUUGUUGCAGACAUGUCAGAUGAAAAACCUCACAAAAGAAAUUCUGUACGACUUGCCAUCCGAAAAGUGACAUAUGCCCCCUCAACGCCUGGACCCCAGCCCUUCGCAGAGGCCAGUAGAGAAUUCAUGAUGAGCGCCAACCCUCUACAUCUGGAGUGUUCGCUGGAUAAAGAGCUGUACUACCAUGGGGAGCCCAUCAACGUUAAUGUGCAGAUUACCAACAACUCCAACAAGACAGUCAAGAAAAUCAGAAUAUCAGUUCGACAGUUUGCUGACAUCUGCCUGUUCUCCACGGCCCAGUACAAGUGUCCAGUUGCCAUCCUGGAAACAGAGGAUGGUUUUCCUGUAGGCCCCAGUCAGACGUUAUCGAAGGUGUACACAGUCUGUCCGCUUCUGAAGAACAACCUGGACAAACGCGGACUGGCGCUGGACGGCAAACUAAAGCAUGAGGACACCAACCUGGCCUCGUCUACCAUCAUGACAAAGGACACAACCAGAGAGAAUCUUGGGAUAGUUGUGCAGUACAAGGUUAAAAUCCGACUGAUUGUGGCCUAUGGAGGAGACCUGUCUGUUGAGCUGCCCUUCACCCUGAGCCACCCCAAACCUGAGACCCCACCUCCCAGCCCCAAACCUGACAGGGCACAAGAAGCACCAGUGGACACAAACCUCAUUAAUCUGGAAACCAGCGAAACCCCGGAUAGUUACGGCAAGGACGAUGAUGACAUAAUCUUUGAGGACUUCGCUCGCAUGCGACUUAAGGACCACGAAGGGGGCGACACCGAAGCAUGAGGCGACUCACGAAAGCUCUCUCUCUUUCUCCAUCAGUUCCGCAAAGUUGGUGUCACCAUUUUCCUUCUAAACAGAACUGCCUUCAGAUGGUAGGGAGUUCCCUAGACUGCCUUGUAGAGAACAACCAUUGGUAUUGCUUGAUUGAAGUUUUGAAUUUCAAUCCAACAGAAGAAAAAAUGGAUUUUUUGAUGGACCAUCAGCCUUCUUCAGGUUGACUGACCCACUGCUUUUGUCACAUGACCUUAGAUGAUAUUUGACACCUGUAGGGGGUCAGAGACGCCUGGAAGUCUGCACAGGGUUGAAAGUUGAAACUUUGAUUAUCUUACCGACCAACACAGCUUGAUUUUCAUGCUGAUGACAGUGUUGUUUGUUAGAUAGACAAUGGAGUUACGCAUAUACUACCAACCACCUAGCCAAUAACCAAGACUCAUUAUGUGUAAUAUUGUGACAAAUGAUUGUGAUGAUUUUGUAACUGCCAUGCCAUCGUGUGAAUAGUCAGUGAUGAGAAAGUACUGUACUUUCGUCUGCAAUGUAUCAUAGAAUCUCAGUCGAUGGCUACGUACAAGUACUAGUAUACUGCACAUUUAUAUCAUGUUCAGAAUCUAUCUAGGAUAACUGUCUUGUAGAGUGGAUGUUUUGUAUGAAUUUUCUAGAGUUGGUACAGUCACAUAGGUUAUAGUCAAGUAUUCUUUUCAUGAAUCCUGAUAAUCAAAAUCACAAUGUACAAUAUUCUUCAGGUAUUCUUUUUCCUGUUUGAUUCAGGUUAUGUUCAUCAAUUCAACCUGUAAUGCAUAUUGCUUAAAUUUAACUUAAUCAUUUAUAAAAUUAUGUAUAUCUAUUAACAUAGUAAAUUAUAUAGUUACCAUAAACAAGAACACUGUCAGUACAAUUGCUUGGGACCACUCCACUUGAUUCAACAAUACUAAAUGUCUGUUCUAAGACUGAUGAAAAUGCUAUAAUAUUAUCAUUAUUUCAUACCAUAAACUAACAUUAUCAGAAUUCAUGAAAAUGAGUAAACUAACUAUUGAAUGUCUGUCUGCAUAUGUUCUAUUUCAAGGUUGACACCGAACCUUUGUUGUUAACAAGGAGUUUGUAAUGUCUUGUCUGUUCUGCUCUUGUACAGUUGUAGGUUCCAGGCCAAGCUUUGUGAAUCCGACCCUUACAUUUUGUAAGGUAUAUAAAUAUAUAUGAAUGUGUGACACAGCCAUCAACCGUAUGCUAAAAGUAAUACUCCUGUUACUCUCCAGACUUUGUACAUGUACGUGAAUAAUGUGCGUUUUUUGACCGCAGAUGGACCUCUCUAUUGUUGUUUUUAGAGCACUUUUUUUAAAGGGGAGUGCAAAAGAUGUAAUGUGGAGGGGUAAGAGUGCUCCCAAGGUGAUGAGCAGAAAUCUUUUACCUUCUCCCUUUUGGUCCUAAAUUUGGAGCAGGGAGAAGGUUUGUCAGUAUAUGAGCGAUCGCAAUGACGUCACGGUGACGCAGUGGUAGGCAAAAGGCAGGUGUUUGGCAAAAGAUUGAUUUACAUAUUAACCUGUAAUUUGAUCGGCUAAUCUAAAUAUCAAUUUUUAAUCCAAUCUGCUGACGUCCUGGUAGGCACCAGCCGUCGAAUACCCCGGAUAUAAACAACAACAGUGAUCGCUCGUAUACUGAUGUAGACUUUUGAUAUGGAGCUUUGACAGUUGGGAUUACUUACCUUCAUUGCAGGUUUGUGAAAGCAAACAGUGUUCCGUUUUACCCUUGAUUACUAGGGAUGCCGCCAUCUUGGAUUGUCAAAGUAUAAGUUCAAGAACGCCGUCUUCUUGAAUGAUUUUAAAAUAUUGAUGAGGGAAAUGUUGAGUUACGAAUGAAGGGGGGCACUUUCGAUAAACGAAAGCAGUUGGACCAAGUGUGAUUUUUUUUCAGUGAACCACCCAAAGAAAAUCUUUAUAGUAUUCAAAUCUAGUGUUAUGCAAGCUAGAAUCUUGUUUCUUUGCUGCAUUCAUUGUGUGAAAAUCAAAAAUUUAUUUCUAUAGUAACUGUUAAAAGCAAAAGCCUAGAAAAAUAUAAAUCAGCUAGCAAUUUUAUUCCUGUAGUAAGUAUAAAAAUUCUCACUUGUCCAGUAAAAGUAUCAGAAAUAAUGACAGUAUAAAGGAUAUGAUCUUAGGUAUGUAUGAUAUAUUAAGUAAGAUAUGAUAAAAACACUAGUGAACAAAUUGCUUGUGCUCAUAAACACAUUUGGCUGAAAAACUUUACCCUUAUUAAUCCAUAAUUAUAAGGUAAUGCUGAGGUCGUAAUAUAUAUUGUGAGCUUGUCCCUACUACUAGUACUAGUUACAUGGACAUAGCUUUGUGAAUUGUUCCUUAAUUGCGCCAUGUUAUGUGAACUUUCCAUGCUUGGCUCUCUUGUACACAGAAUAAGAAACCCACAUCGCUACAUAAGAUGUAGUUAGCCAAACUCAAUAGGUUAACAUAUGAGAAAACCCCAGUCAUCGUACUAUGAAAUAACAGAUUUUGAUGUUCGGUUAGUACAAUAUUGUGUCAUCCUCAAACAUACUAGGUAGUGUUGAGUGUAAAGUUUUGUUUGUCACCUCAUCAGGUUUUGUAAAAUAAAGUGCAACCAGUUAAGUAUAGUGUCUAGCAACCCAAAUACCAGAUAUUUUAUAGUCAGAUUAUUCUUGUGGUAGAGCAUUGAUUGUCACAGCAUACAUUGUACUGUAUGAGUCACAAUCGGUCUAGGUUCCAAAUAUUCCAUGACAGAAUGAACUAAAUGUGUUGUCCAUAAUCUAGCAUCAUAUGAAAUUAUUGUGUAUAAAUAU